AUGUCUCGUUCACUCCGUCCUCGUAGGUCACGCCCAAACUACGCGUCUCUUUUCCAAUACGAAGACGAAGACAAAGACGGCGCAGGUCCGUCAGUUCCGCGGCACACCGACCGGGAGUAUAACUCGGGCAAUGGCUACGCAGAAGAUGAAGAAGAAGAAGCAAGCGAAGAGGAGGUCGACGAGCUCGUUGGGCUAGACGAUGCUCCUGAAAACGAAUACCAUGGCCCAGAACCAGAGGAUCAGGCGAUUCCAGCUCCAGGUGGACGAAGGGGAAAAGGGAAAGCACCCACUCGGCAGCCAAAGCGACAGCCUACCGCACCUCCAGGUCUUUCGCGCCCUGCCCGACAGAUGUACACUCUCCCCGUGCCAAGCGUUAGCCAUCGACACAAAGCCAUACCCAUUUUCCACCGCGAAAAGUGCGUCGAGCGCCUCACGCGGCCACCGGUCUUGUUCGGUGCGAACGAGACCGUUCCGACCAACAGCUUCACCUCUGACCCAGCCGUGACCGGCAGGCUGAACAAGGCUUGGGGGUACAGCAUCGGUCCUGGUCCGCUGUGGGAGCUGCUAGAGGAUAGAGGGUGGUACAAGGAAGCAGUUGAACCCGAGGGGGGAGAGGAGAAGGAGGAAAAUCGGAGACCGAGAGUAUAUCCAGAGUUAAUCAUCGAGGACAGUGGGUCAAGUUUGGAUACCGAGGAAGCCGCUCUGUAUUUGCCUUCUGACCCGUCCGCGAAUGAGCCUUUAAGAGCCUCACCCCGAGUGGCAUGCUUAGUUGGUCCCUUCGGGAGCCAGGCGAAGCUAGAUCUCGACACCUUCUCGAUAGUGAAUUUGUCUGAAUACAUUCCAGAGAGCAGGUCGCAUAUGUUCCAUGCAGGCGCACCCGUCUGGGGCCUCGAUUGGUGUCCCAUCCACCCCGAAGACCGUCCCCAUUGCUCGUACAAGCAAUAUCUAGCGGUCGGGCCCUUCCCCACUCCCGCACACUCCCCAACAAUUGGCGUACGAGUAUCGAGGCCGUCUCCGGCCUGUAUCCAAAUCUGGAGCUUGGGCCCCGCACGGGUCGCACAAAACACCAAUGCCGACGAGCUCCAAGCCGAAGAUGAAAGAGGCGAGAUGAAGUGCGAGAUAGUUCUUUGCAUCGACAGCGGGCCUGCGUACGAACUCAAGUGGUGUCCACUUCCAUCACACGAUCGACUUUCAGAUCCCAAGACCGCAGGCCCUCGCAGGUUGGGUCUCCUUGCUGGGACAUUCGAGGACGGCUCUGUGUCCAUAUAUGCGGUCCCGUACCCUCCUGACCUCCCUGUUGCACAAGGCAGUCCCUCUGGGCCGAAAUAUGUCAAAAUUUCCGAGCCCCUUCUCCGCAUCGAGCUCGAGGAAACAAUGUGUUGGACGCUCGAGUGGGCCAAUAGUGAGGUUAUGGCUGUGGGCUGCACAAAUGGAGCAUUAGCAGUGUACAACAUCGGCGACGCCCUACGAGGAACUCGCAACCCGCUCGAAGGGAUUCUGCCGACGCAUUAUAUCUUGGCACACCAGUCUGCCGUCCGCGCGCUCUCGUGGGUACGCGCACCGAUGCUCUCCGCAUCGAAGAGACACUUCAUGGCGGAAGAUCCUACUGUUAUUGCGAGCGGUGGGUACGACGGCGUGGAGUGUCUGACGGACAUCCGUGAGCUUACGGCAAAUACCAUGAACAGAACGCGAGAUGUCAUCAACAGCAUUCCGUUUUCCCCGUACGCGGGUGGACCGGUGACGAUCGACCACGAAAAUAUUGUCAAGUCGUAUUCCGCGUCUCCUAGCAUGCUAGGGAGGGGGCAUACGCUGAUGGAGCCCGGUGGUCCAGUAUGGACUGCCUCUGCAUCUGACUACCAUCCGCAACUGGCGGUCGGAUCCGCCGACGGAUGUUGCAGGACGACCAACAUGCUUCGCUCGACGCGCAGAGGAGGUUCAGUCCCCUUCCUGAUGCACAAGGUUUUCCAGCUCGACUACAGCCGCAAAUCGCGCACGUUCCGCAUGCUCGAGCGCUUCCUCCCCGAGGAGAUCCCCGACCGCUCCUCCGCGGCCGUCCGCACGCGCAAGGGCGGCCCCGCCCCGCCUGCAGGGACCGGCGCGUGGCCCACGGAGGUCGGGGUCGUGCGCGUGGCGUGGAACUCUGCCGGGGGGCUCGCGCGCGCGCCACUGCUCGCGUCCGCGACGGCGGCGGGGCUGUGUAGGGUCGAUUAUCUGGACGGCCGGUGGAUGAGGGACAAAAUGCCAUACGGUGGCGUCCAAGGGAUCAGGAAAGAAGGGGAUGGGAUGGACGUGGAUGGGGUGGACGAGGACGGAGAAGAAGAUGGAGAGGAUGACGGCGAAGAGGACGGAGACUCUGAUUAA
Molecule: messenger RNA, 2361 nt
Organism: Heterobasidion irregulare TC 32-1
Lineage: Eukaryota; Fungi; Basidiomycota; Agaricomycetes; Russulales; Bondarzewiaceae
Exons: 11
Coding region: 1-2361 (786 amino acids)
Biological process (GO): transcription by RNA polymerase III
Cellular component (GO): transcription factor TFIIIC complex
Molecular function (GO): protein binding
Source: RefSeq, a predicted model, not a curated record